AUGGAUCUACAACAACAGCUCUUGACUGUUAUGAUCCAGAUGGCUUUCGAGGAGGGCUUCGAGGGAGAUAACUAUUGUGGAAGUGCUCGUAGUGGCCGGCAGGAUCGGCAAGGUGAUGCUGAUGUUAGACAGCAACGACUCGCACAGACGAGUGCCCCCGCAUGGGCAGCCAGUGGCGCUGAUAAUCCGCAGACAUGCAAGUAA
Molecule: messenger RNA, 204 nt
Organism: Perkinsus marinus ATCC 50983
Lineage: Eukaryota; Perkinsozoa; Perkinsida; Perkinsidae
Exons: 3
Coding region: 1-204 (67 amino acids)
Source: RefSeq, a predicted model, not a curated record